UGAAGGUUGUCUGUGAGUAGUUUUCUUGGCAGUUUGCAGAUUCUCUCCCCUUGGACGAUUUCUUCGUGUGCACAGUUCAAUGCACAUGCAACAGAAAAUUAUUAGUCGUAGUAAAAUAUAAGUAUAUACUCAUCGCUUAUUCUUUAUCGAGUCUUUAGCCAGACGACUUGUCCAUGACCUGCAAUAAAAUUUGCACGCACGUACGUACUGUCCUUUUCCUGCAGCAAAAUAAAAUCUCAUGCCAAAAUUAUGCAUAUAAACAUCAUGUUGAAAAAACCUUAUAUGAUGAACGGAGGUAGUAGUAAACUAGUCCUAUUGUGGAUUAACAUCAUGACUGUGCAAGUGCAACCCCUUUUUGCCAAGUGAUAUUCAUGCAGCUUGCAAGAGACUGACGGAGAAAUGCUAUAGCUUGAUGGCUUGACCCGGCCAAGACCAUGCAUGCAUGAGGCGGCCGCCGAUGAGCUCACCUGGCAUCGUCACGUCCAUGACGCCUUUGCAUUGCAGGGUCACAUCUAAGCCGGGGCCCCGCGCGCGACUCCAUGUCCUCCCCACUUCCUCUCCCUCCCACGGUAGCUCUCGCCCUCAUCAUCUUUACUUUUCCACCCUAACUUCCCACCGGAUGCACCAAUAAAAACUAAACUGGAGCACCCAGCACCCUACCCUACCUACUCUCAAGCUACGGGCUGGCCGACUACAGCUCUUCUGUUGCCUCCUUGCCAGCAUGACAUCCCACAACGGCGGCCGCUCGUCGGAGCCGCCCCCGCCGCAGGCAGCGCUGUACGACGACCUGGUCGGGGUGCGCGAGCGCGCGGUGAUGCUCCAGACCGUGUUGCAGGGGUCACCGGUCGGGGACGCCGGGGAGCUGAUGCAGGGGAUGAUGACCAGGCUGUCGAGCGCGUUCUCGAGGCUGGGCGCCAACGGCGGUGGCGUGGUUGCAGCAUCAGGGGCAGGCAGUGCAGCGGCGACAGCAUCAGGGGCAGGACGGCGACCGGGCGGGAGGAGGACGAGAGCAGGUGCGGCGGCCGGGCCGGUCCGCCGGAGCAGCGGCUCGAGGAGAAGGUCGAAGAGCCCUUUUAUCAAGACGGAGACUGUUACGACUCCGGAGGAUGGGCAGUCAUGGAGGAAGUAUGGACAGAAAUUCAUACAUAAAUCCACUAACCCGAGGAGCUACUACAGGUGCACGCACAAGCACGAUCAAGGCUGCAAGGCCACGAAGCAGGUGCAGAAAUCCGAGUCCAACCCCUCUGAGUUCGUCAUCAGCUACUUCGGCGAGCACACCUGCAAGGACCCCUCCACCCUGCACCUCGAAGGCGCCGCCGCACCGCCGGAUCACUGCGCAAACCUCAUCGAUUUCUCAUCCAUCAAUAAUGGCACCGCCGCCACCGCAAGCACGAGCGCUUUUCCUCAUUCCAUGCUCUUCCCCGGCAUCAGCUACAGCUCCUUGCCGGCUCAGGGGUUGCCGGCUUUCUGCGAGAAGCUUACCCAGGCCGCCGCUGACCAGGUCGCUGCCGAGGAGGGCCAGAGGAUGGCGGCGACGGUGCCGUUGACUGUGGGGUCAGCGCCGGCAGAGUAUUGGCCGGCGCCUGGUGAGGUGGAUGCUGUUGAUGCAGGCAUUAGUAGCUUCCCUUCGUCGCCGAGCAGCCUCGGAUUCACAGGCUCGUUUGGAUCCUUUGGCGACGACGACCUGUUUGGCUUCGAUUCCUGACGAAGACGUGCCUGAUGCAUGCAUUCAGACUUGCUUCUGUCGUGCCUGAUGCAUGCAUUCAGACGUGCUCCUGUCGUGCCUGAUGCUGGCUUGUAAUUUUGCAUGCAUUGUGUAAUGUGAUAGUACUAUUACACAUAUAUUUGCUAUAUGUACUGAUGAACAUGUAUUUGCUAUAUGUACUGAUGAACAUGUAUAUUAAUUAGUUGCAUGUGAUCACAGACGACGGCUCAUUACAUCAAGGACCCGUCGGUGAUAAGGGUGUGUUUGUAGUAGUGUCGAUACGUUUGCAUUAAUAUAUUUCGUAAACAGGUGUACAUUAUUAUU
Brachypodium distachyon (stiff brome) is the source of this 2029-nucleotide messenger RNA. Its product is annotated as probable WRKY transcription factor 29. NCBI's taxonomy places the organism in Eukaryota, Viridiplantae, Streptophyta, Magnoliopsida, Poales, Poaceae. Bases 722 to 1705 code for a protein of 327 amino acids. Gene Ontology annotation, molecular function: sequence-specific DNA binding; DNA-binding transcription factor activity. The transcript has 3 exons. Gene Ontology annotation, biological process: regulation of DNA-templated transcription. The record is from RefSeq and is a predicted model, not a curated record.